This is a messenger RNA of Spea bombifrons (plains spadefoot toad), 6185 nucleotides long. RefSeq names its product myotubularin related protein 3 (gene MTMR3). The record is from RefSeq and is a predicted model, not a curated record. Gene Ontology annotation, molecular function: protein phosphatase binding; phosphatidylinositol-3,5-bisphosphate 3-phosphatase activity; metal ion binding. Gene Ontology annotation, biological process: regulation of autophagy; dephosphorylation. Lineage: Eukaryota; Metazoa; Chordata; Amphibia; Anura; Pelobatidae. The coding region runs from base 325 to 3831 and encodes 1168 amino acids. The transcript is spliced from 21 exons.
CACAUUAUUGUGGUGCGCGUGGAUGACGUUUCCCCUCUUGGCCUUUCACCGUGCCCGCGCCUCCGCCAUGUUGUUUUGGUUGUGAAAAAGAAGGAAGAACCCAGAAUCUCGUUUUGACAGCAACCGACAACGGGGAGGAGGUGGAGAGACCACCGGUACCGGGGACCCUAUCCCUUAGGGCCAAAAAAGAUCUCUUGGUAAAAUGUAUUGAAAGGACUCCAGGAUUUCUCAGGGAGGGCAGAAAUCCAGGAAGGAAAUUACCUGUUUCAGUGGACCGACCCAAAGCUAUCCUAUCAGUUGACUGCUUCCACUGUUGGAUUAACCAUGGAUGAAGAAAGUCAGAGCAGCUUAGAGUGUAUCCAAGCCAACCAGAUAUUCCCACGAAAGCAGCUGAUACGUGAGGACGAAAGCCUUCAGGUUCCAUUCCAGGAACUGCAUGGAGAGAGCACAGAAUAUGUGGGUCGGGCCGAGGAUGCAGUUAUUUCUCUGUCCAACUAUCGUCUAAACAUCAAGUUUAAGGAGUCUUUUAUCAACGUCCCUCUGCAACUGAUAGAGUCUGUGGAAUGUCGGGAUCCCUUUCAGGUCCAUUUGACAUGCAAGGACUGUAAAGUGAUCAGGUGCCAGUUCUCCAGCUUUGAUCAGGUCCAGGAGUGGCAGAAGCGUCUGAAUGCUGCUUUACGGCCACCCAGCCGCAUAGAGGAUCUCUUUUCAUUUGCUUACCAUGCGUGGUGUAUGGAAGUAUAUGCCAGUGAGAAAGAGCAGCAUGGAGAUCUUUGCCGACCAGGUGAUCAUGUGAUUUCGAGGUUCAAGAAUGAAGUGGAACGGAUGGGCUUUGAUAUGGAUAAUGCUUGGAGAAUAUCCAAUAUUAAUGAGAAAUUUAGGCUGUGUUCCAGUUAUCCACAGGAGCUGAUUGUCCCGGCCUGGAUAACAGACAAAGAAUUGGAAAGUGUUGCCAGCUUCCGCUCCUGGAAACGCAUUCCUGCUGUGGUGUACAGGCACCAGAGUAACGGUGCUGUGAUAGCCCGGUGUGGCCAGCCUGAGGUGAGCUGGUGGGGCUGGAGGAAUGCAGAUGAUGAGCAUCUUGUUCAGUCUGUGGCCAAGGCUUGUGCCACCGAUAGCAGAACAAACCCGGGCAAAAUGGUGAAUGGAAGCUGCCCUCGUGGGCAUUCGAACGGAGGAGUUCUUGCAGACGUGGAUUUUGAUUCGUCAAUAUCCAACUCGUCGCCAUCUGAGAACCCUACUGUUCAGCCACCAAAGCUGCUUAUUCUUGAUGCACGAUCCUAUGCUGCUGCAGUGGCCAACCGUGCCAAAGGUGGAGGCUGUGAAUGCCCUGAGUACUAUCCAAACUGUGAGGUUGUGUUUAUGGGAAUGGCCAAUAUACACUCCAUCCGAAAGAGCUUCCAGUCUCUGCGGCUCCUCUGUACACAGAUGCCCGACCCGGCCAAUUGGUUGUCUGCGCUCGAGGGGACCAAGUGGUUGCAACAUCUUUCCAUGCUGCUCAAGUCCUCCCUGCUGGUAGUACACGCAUUGGAUCGAGAUCAGCGGCCUGUCCUUGUGCACUGUUCUGAUGGAUGGGACCGCACUCCACAGAUUGUAGCUCUCUCCAAAUUACUGCUGGACCCUUAUUAUAGGAGCAUUGAGGGAUUCCAGGUAUUGGUGGAGAUGGAGUGGUUGGAUUUCGGACAUAAGUUUGCAGACCGUUGUGGGCACGGAGAAAACUCUGAAGAUCUGAAUGAGCGCUGCCCGGUCUUUCUGCAGUGGCUGGAUUGUGUACAUCAACUGCAAAGACAAUUCCCUUGCUCCUUCGAGUUCAAUGAGGCCUUCCUGGUGAAGCUGGUUCAGCACACAUACUCCUGUCUCUUUGGGACCUUCCUGUGUAAUAAUGCCAAGGAGCGAAGUGAGAAGCACAUCCAAGAACGGACAUGCUCAGUUUGGUCUUUACUGCGUGCCGGGAAUCGCUCCUUCAAAAACUUGUUAUACUCCUCUCAAUCAGACACAGUGCUGUAUCCUGUCUGCCAUGUCCGAAAUCUGAUGCUGUGGAGUGCUGUCUACCUCCCUGGCUCUUCCCCAUCAACACCAAGUGAGGAAUCCUGCACUCCAUACCCCGCAUGUGGGACAGCCACAGAGGAGCCACCUCACUGCAGGUUGCCCAAAACCCGAUCAUAUGAUGACAUUCCAUCAACUUGUGACAUAAACGUGCCCUGCAUAAACAGACGCAGCAGUGACCCGAGCCUUAAUGAGAAAUGGCAGGAACAUCGUCGUUCUCUGGAACUGAAUGGUUUGGGGAAUCCUGGGGAUGACAUUCAGGAGGGAGAGAGGCUACCACUAGGAGCACAGCUUUCAAUGGCUGCUGGUGUUGGGGAGGGACAAAUGGAGAACAUUUUGCAGGAGGCCACCAAGGAAGAAGUGGGUAAUGAUGAUCAGGCGGGAAAACCGGGAGGCAGGGAAGUGGUGACAAAGGACACAGGGAAACCACCAGAGGAGUCAGAAGAAAUACCACAGGACAAAGACGAGCAUAACACAGGCAUUGAUUCCUCUGAAAGUGAGAGCAACGAUGAUGAGCUUGGUGGUGGGGAAAACCAGAAGCCAGGGGAACUGUGUUCUGAUAUUUGCCUUGUUAAUGGGAGCCUUUGGAAAGGGGAGAAUUCAGCCCUAGAAAUAUUUGCUACUCAGGUGGUGUGUGAGGAGGAAGCAGAACAAAUCAGUGCACCCAAUGAGGCUGCUUGUAAUGUCUCUGAAACAGGUGGGGUGGAAGAAAAUGGGGAGGGAAUAGAAAGUGAAAUAACUGGUGUCCUCUUGCCCCCCUCACCCAAACUUUCACCACCACGUCCUGUGUUGGAUGAUUCCACAGAGACCCUAACUGAAGACCCUUCUGGUCCUUGGCCGUGUAGGUUGGACCAUGUGACUGCAGCAACAGAACUGUCUCAGAGGCCAGAUCAGGUAUCUGAUGAGGGCCUCAUUAUGGUGGGGCUGCAGAUCCAAAAUCAAAGGACGUGUCCCUCAUUCCCCCUUACCGAUAGUGCCUUACCACAAUCUGACUGCAAAGCAGAGACUCUGAGUAACAGUGACCAAGCUUCUCCUCCCAUGCUCGAUGAGACACGUCUCAGUGGGGACAAUCAUAGAGGAAAGCAGACACUCUCCCGACAGAAUUCUUGCACAAUCCACUCCCAGGCGCAUCUGAGAAAUAUUCCCCGCAAGUGCCCGUUGCAUAAUGGUGAGAGAAAUCGUGUGGGCAAUACCCCCGAGCAGCCUACACGAAACCAUUUAGAUGAUGAUGGAAUGCCGUUGUAUGUAGAUGCGAUCCAGCAAAGGUUAAGGCAGAUGGAGAAUGGUCACCAGCAAGAAGUGGAAACGCUGAAGAAGCAGGUGCAAGAGCUACGCUGUCGUCUGGAAAGCCAUCUACACAACAUCCCAUACCGCUUAAAUGGGGAGUUUACAGAUGAGGUGACCUCGAUCCCGGAUUCUGAAAGCAACAGAGACCCGAGCUGUUUAUCGGGCUGCAGCACAGAACCGUUUUCGGAGGCCAGCUGGGAGCAGGUAGACAAGCGUGACACUGAGGUAACAAGGUGGCUCCCAGAUCACUUGGCAGCAAAUUGCUAUACUUGUGAAAGCAAGUUCUGGCUGGCUAGCAGGAAACAUCAUUGUAGGAAUACAGACUCCGUGGCUGAAACGUGGAAUUGUGGGAAUGUUUUCUGCUCCAGCUGUUGUAACCAGAAGGUGCCCGUUCCUAGCCAGCAACUCUUUGAGCCCACCCGAGUUUGCAAGUCAUGUUACAGCAACCUGCAUCCCAACCUGGAACUGGAAAAUCCCAUCACGGCUUCAUCUAACUAAGCAAUCAUCGUUCAAGGGAGAUUAUCUGUCUUGUCACUCACUGGAGGAUUUAUAAGAACUGCUUGUUUAAUGUUUGAGUUAAAAAAACUUUCUUUUUCACUACCAUGUAGAUUUUCGCCACUUUUUCGUGCAACAUUUUAAUCCACAUCUUUCUUUUGGGCAGUGUUUGGGGAGGAUAAAGAUCCUGAAUUGUAGGCUUUAUAUUAUGACCAAGAGGCACUAAAACUUCAGGUUAUUGGUCCCCAGAAAUCUGAAAGGUGUGUUCAGGGGUAGGUCGUUUCCCCUAUCCCAUUCAUCCAUGGGACUUAAUGUGUGGCCACCCUGGUACUGGUUCCAAGUUAUUUCUUCACCUCGGCUUCUGUCUCUUUCGGAUAAGCUGUAGGUGUCCUCUAGGUAUAAUGGUAUCUGAGGCCUCUUCCAAUAAAGUUUGUCUAAGUUUCCAAAUUCGGCCCCUUUGGAGGUGAGCUGGGUGUCAGCCUUGAAGCAGAGCCACAAAUUCCGCAGUAAUCCCUAUAGCAUAACUCUGGAAACAUCGGAAACCUCUAAUUUGGUCCUGGUGGUGCUUUCACAGACCUUUGCCGACUUUUCAUGUUUCUGACUCUCAAUAUUUAAACAAACAUUUAAGCUGCUUGUUAUAGUCACCUCAACACUUACGUUUGUUCAGUAAAGAUGCGUUGUUGGGCUGUUGCUGGCGUAGGAGAUAUUUUGAUACCCAGUUUUUGUUUUUGUUGAACUGGAUUAAGUCGCAUUACAUCAUAUGCUCUCCUUCCACCUGUAACCUCUACAUUAUGACUGCAUCAGUGCUGAAUAUUCUAAGUGUGAAAAUGAGUUCCAAGCCAGUUCAGUAAUGACAUACUAGUUACACGCAGACACAAGACUCUCAGAAAACCAGAAACCUGAUCACUAGCACAUGGACUAAAUUUGUCAUGUUUUUCUUUCAAAUUGCAGGAUUAUUGCUUUAUAGUCCAAAAUGUUAAAAUAGAUCUGCCAAACACAAUAGAGACCCAUGUGACUAUGCCAACAUGAUCUGUACUUUGUAAUAUUUAAAAUGUUACCAAAUGUUAAAGUACUAAAUGGGCUUACUUUAGCCUGUGUCUAACAUGUGAUUCCAGAGAGCUCCUGCAUUGUAUGUAGAGCCAAGUGGAACGGCACACUAUAGGACAAGGCGGGUAUGUAACAUUCUAUGCAUUUGCUCCCUGUUCGCCUAUUACCAUCUAAAAGCAGUCUUGAUAGCUUAGUCGCGUGGAACUGUGCUAUUUGGCAUGAAUAAGACUCCACCAGUUGAUUGACACCCAGAUUCACUGCCUUAGCAAACAUUUAGACAGUGAAGGUUUGCUGAGGCUGACACAUCAAGCAAUUUGGGAGGCUUAAAUUGGGGAGAACGUUUAGUUUUUGCACUUAUUAGAUUAUUUUUGUACAAUUAUUUAUUAGAUUUUUUUUUUUCCUUCCCGACUUGAGUGCACUUAAUUUUUAAGUAAACCUGCAUCUUACUGCUCCAAGAGAGCUGUGGUAGGUGGAUGGGUAAAAUAGUAUUGGUGGGUAAUAGAGCAAUGUCACUUUCUCUACUGCAGUGCAGCAGGAUCUUCUUUAAAACAUCACCCGUACAUCAUGGCGGGAUGAGUGAGAGGGGCACGAGUGACCGGAUUUUCAGCAACGUGGGUGCGGAUUUAAACAGUCUCUUACAAAUGAAAUCCUGGGAUAUCUCAGGAUUUCCACAAUGAGUAGGGGCAUCUUUAUGGUGUAUACCUUCCGAGCGCCCGUAUAAUGGGCAUAUAGAUGCCCAUAUAACAUCAAAGCCCCCUGGCCGGGUUAAAUUCUUCACAGCUGAAAACACGGUGCAUAAUGAAUAUGGGCGGAGUAUAGCUGCAUGUAAUAAAAAUAACGAAUAAGCCAAGACACAGAUGCUUCGUAUCAUUAUAGAGUGCACCAUGUUUAUUUUUUAGGAGGUAUAGCCCUGAAAAAUUCAGAUUAAAUGUGAAAAGAGACAUGUUUACCUCCUCUAAAAAGAAGAUUUUUUUUAUUUUUUUUAAACAAAAUAAAUUAAACCCCUCCCCAUGCAAUAGGGUUAUCGCUUUGCCGAAAAAGUAGCAGACUCUGGUCAAUAAAGCACUUUCCCCCUCUAUUGUAAUAUUCCUGUACGGGAGGUGAUUUCUUACUGCAUAGAUUGUGUAUAUAUAUAUAAAUAUAUAUAUAAGAAAAACUUUCUCUCCCUUUUAACAAGGCAGAUAAAGAGCUUCUAUAUUUUUCUUUUUUUUCUUCUCAGAGCGAAAGAGGUAAAUAAUUUAGCAUUGUUAACUAUAUAAAUAAAGAUGAAAUAAAGUCGGCAUGGUACAGUUUCUAGUGCUGUAUUAAAA